Molecule: messenger RNA, 1920 nt
Organism: Phacochoerus africanus (Common warthog)
Lineage: Eukaryota; Metazoa; Chordata; Mammalia; Artiodactyla; Suidae
Gene: SPNS3
Product: SPNS lysolipid transporter 3, sphingosine-1-phosphate (putative)
Exons: 12
Coding region: 64-1608 (514 amino acids)
Biological process (GO): transmembrane transport
Cellular component (GO): membrane
Molecular function (GO): transmembrane transporter activity
Source: RefSeq, a predicted model, not a curated record
GCUGAUGCAUCCUGCCCAGCACCCGUCCCGGGGCAGGAGCUGCAGGCUGGCGAGGCUGCGGGCAUGGAGAGCGAGAAGCCUGGGCCGGAGGGGCCUCAGGGCCGGUCCCUGGGGCAGGGCUGGCACUUGGGGGUCAGGGGCUCCGGUGAGUACUCCCCUCCAUCCGCGCCUGCCCCCUGGAGCCUGCCCCGCUGGAGAGCUUACCUGGCGGCUGCCGUGCUCUGCUACAUCAACCUCCUGAACUAUAUGAACUGGUUCAUCAUCGCAGGAGUGCUGCUGGAUGUACAGAAGUUUUUUCACAUCAGCGACAGCAAGGCUGGUUUGCUUCAGACGGUCUUCAUCGGCUGCCUGCUGCUGUCUGCACCUGUGUUUGGCUACCUGGGUGACCGCCACAGCCGCAAGGUCACGCUGAGUGUGGGUAUCAUACUCUGGUCAGGAGCAGGCCUCUCCAGCUCCUUCAUCUCCCCCAGUCACGCCUGGCUCUUCUUCCUGUCCCGGGGAGUGGUAGGCAUUGGCACAGCCAGCUACUCCACCAUUGCGCCCACCGUCCUGGGAGACCUCUUCGUCAGGGACCAGCGGACCUGCGUGCUGGCCAUUUUCUACCUCUUUAUCCCUGUCGGAAGUGGUCUGGGCUACGUGCUGGGGUCGGCCGUGGCGGAGCUGAGCAGGAACUGGCGUUGGGCCCUCCGAAUCACGCCCUGCCUGGAAGCCGUGGCCUUGAUCCUGCUUCUUGUGCUGGUUCCAGACCCGCCCCGGGGAGCUGCGGAGAAGCAGGGGGUGGUGGCCUUGGGGGGCCAGAGGAACAGCUGGUGGGAGGACAUCCGCUACCUUUGGAGAAACAAGAGCUUUGUGUGGUCGACCCUUGGAGUGACAGCCAUGGCCUUCGUGACCGGAGCUCUGGGCUUCUGGAUCCCCAAGUUUCUGUUCGAGGCCCGUGUGGUGCACGGGCUACAGCUUCCCUGCUUUCAGGAGCCAUGCAGCAGCCAGGACAGCCUGAUUUUUGGGGCGCUGACUGUUGGGACUGGCAUCAUUGGGGUCAUCCUGGGAGCAAAGGCUUCGAGUACAUACAAGAAAGUCAACCCUCGGGCCGAACCUCUCAUCUGUGCCUCCAGCUUGCUUGCUGCAGCCCCCUGCAUCUACCUGGCUCUCAUCCUGGCCCCGACCACCCUCCUGGGCUGCUAUGUGUUCCUGGCCCUCGGGGAGCUGCUUCUGUCUUGCAACUGGGCAGUGGUUGCUGACAUCCUGCUGUCCGUGGUGGUGCCCAGAUGCCGGGGGACAGCAGAGGCGCUGCAAAUCACUGUGAUCCACGUUCUGGGAGACGCCGGCAGCCCCUACCUCACUGGACUUAUCUCCAGCGCCCUGCGGGCCGCGCGCCCCGACUCCUACCUGCAGCGCUUCCUCAGCCUUCAACAGAGCUUCCUGUGUUGCGUCUUCGCCAUCGCCCUGGGUGGCGGCUGCUUCCUGCUGACUGCGCUGUACCUGGAGAGAGACCAGGCCCAGGUCGGGCAGCCUGGCACAGGGACCUGCGACAGCAAGCACGUGGACAGCAAGGCCAAGGAGAGCCAAAGCCUGCUUCCUGGCACAGCGUCCUCCAGAGAGGACCCCUGAGGCCCCUGCCCUGCAGCCGGGAGGUCCCACCCAGCCUGCCUGUACCCCCAGCGGGCAGCCUCCACUGUAUCAGUGCCUCUGCCCACCUUUGGCUGUGGCUCAGGGACCCUGGCUGAGCUGCACCUGCCACUUCUUCACUCCGGGCUAGAGAGCUGGCAGCCCCUGCCAUGGGGCUGGGAAUUGAGCUGUCAGCACCCUCGGCAGGAGGCCUGAGCCUAUGCCUGCACCCAGCACGAGGCUGCUCCAGCCCGGGGUCCUCGGCCUGGCUGCCAGCGGGCCCGAUUAAAGUGUGGCCAGUACAAAGCCCAUGGA